GUGAAUUUGCAGUUGGUAAAUCUAGCUUGGCACUUAGAUUCUCGAAUAAUGAAUUUCAACAGUUUAAUGAUCCUACCAUCGGAGCUACGUUCCUUGUAUAUUCUUGCAAUUUCGAUGAUAGGCGUGUUAAAUUCGAAAUUUGGGAUACUUCUGGUCAAGAAAGAUUCCACUCCCUUGCUCCAAUGUAUUAUCGCAACGCUCAUGCGGUUGUCGUCGUCUACGAU
This is a messenger RNA of Acaulospora colombiana, 224 nucleotides long. NCBI's taxonomy places the organism in Eukaryota, Fungi, Glomeromycota, Glomeromycetes, Diversisporales, Acaulosporaceae. The record is from the annotation of a GenBank genome assembly.